AUGCAGGGACUUAAGCAGCAGGAUUACUAUCGCGCGUGCAGUUUCCCGAGUUUUUCGGGCAUGAUGUUUCCAGAAUCAACGUACGGAAAGACAGCUUGGACACCACAGUCUCCCGCUUCACAGAUUCACCAGGGUUAUCCCCAUCCCCACAGUCCGCUGUCGGCCAUAGGUAAACCCUCUCUGGAGCCCGGCUCAUCACCAUGGAGACCGCAAGGCAGUGGACAAAUUCAGCUAUGGCAGUUUUUGCUGGAACUACUUUCUGACAGCGGCAACGUCAACUGUAUACUGUGGGAGGGCACAAAUGGGGAAUUUAAACUCGUGGACCCUGAUGAGGUAGCCAGGCGCUGGGGCGAGAGAAAAAGUAAACCCAACAUGAAUUAUGACAAACUUAGCCGAGCGCUGAGAUAUUACUACGAUAAGAACAUUAUGACCAAAGUGCACGGGAAGAGGUACGCCUAUAAGUUUGACUUUGCUGGACUAGCUCAGGCAAUGCAACCAACGGCACCGGAUCCGUCGGCGUAUAAAUACCAGCAAGACUUGUUAAUGACAAGUUACCACCAUAAUUCUAAAUUUAACUACCUGAAUGCGCAUGCGCCUAUUACGUCAUCACCCAGCCUUUUCCCGCCACCGUCCAGCUACUGGGCGCCCUCUAACGGAAGUUGUUCUUUCUAUCAAAACAUUUCACCUCAGCACAUGAGUCACCACGCCGCCCCCAUCCCCCCGCCUUAUACAUUAACAGAUACCUACGGACGGACAUACUAGGGGGUGAAAUAUGAGUGCCAUUUAAAAGAAAAACACUGAAUUUACUCAGUUUACUGUGGUGCAACUCAAAUUGCUGACGAGAAGUGAUGUAUGAAUGAAAGUGGAACAAGUUGUUGGAAGUACACACACAUUUUAGAAUGAACAUAUGUGAACAGAAGAGAAGUCUACAAGCAUUAUUUUGACUGCUCAUUCUCUCAACUUUCUCUGAAAUGUCAAAAUAGUUUUUACAUUUCGGCUUGUCGAUCUAAAGUGCACGAUCUCAGUGUAUAUUUAAGAUAUGAUUUUAGUCAAAUUUAAAUUGUACUAUACCGGCGUAUUAGCAUGGCGACCAUUGGUUGCGUUCUAUUUUAAUAGCGUAUGUAAACCGAUUAUAUAAUCUAAACCGGUUUACGGAUUUUGAGUUGUUAAAAAUUAAAAUUGAAAGAUUGGU
Molecule: messenger RNA, 1192 nt
Organism: Mya arenaria
Lineage: Eukaryota; Metazoa; Mollusca; Bivalvia; Myida; Myidae
Product: transcriptional regulator ERG homolog
Exons: 4
Coding region: 1-762 (253 amino acids)
Biological process (GO): cell differentiation; regulation of transcription by RNA polymerase II
Cellular component (GO): nucleus
Molecular function (GO): DNA-binding transcription factor activity, RNA polymerase II-specific; sequence-specific DNA binding
Source: RefSeq, a predicted model, not a curated record